Geodia barretti is the source of this 223-nucleotide messenger RNA. Lineage: Eukaryota; Metazoa; Porifera; Demospongiae; Tetractinellida; Geodiidae. The record is from the annotation of a GenBank genome assembly.
GUCUGUUGUCUGAGGCUGUGAAAUAACCAGAGUCGAUAUCCGACUAGAUCCUAUUGCGUUCUCUCCAAACUGCCCCUCGCCACUCCCAUCAGUGUAGGUGAUAGAGUGUCUCCCAGAGCCGCUGGUUAUGGACUGUCCAUCUCUGAACCACUGGAGAUCUUCAUCAGGUCUCAGGUACAGGGACAUCUCACAGCUCAGGGACACUCCAGUUGCAUUGUCAAAU